Messenger RNA from Diuraphis noxia (Russian wheat aphid), 641 nucleotides. It is a transcript of the gene l(2)efl, whose product is annotated as lethal (2) essential for life. Gene Ontology annotation, cellular component: nucleus; cytoplasm. NCBI's taxonomy places the organism in Eukaryota, Metazoa, Arthropoda, Insecta, Hemiptera, Aphididae. Gene Ontology annotation, biological process: protein refolding; response to heat. The record is from RefSeq and is a predicted model, not a curated record.
UACUUUUCAUAAUAGUUAACUUUAAAACAUCWCACGAGUUAUACAUAUUUAUUUUAUGGUACCUAUAGGUACCUACGUUAUUUAUCAAAAAACAAUUAUUUUCUUCUAAAAUGUCUUUGGUGCCAUUGUUCUUCCGCGACUGGUGGGAAGAUUUCGAACGCGAGAGAUUACCAAGACGGUUAUUGGACCAACACUUUGGUAUGGGAUUGCAUAGAGAUGAUUUAUCCAAUUUGACGUCUGCGCUGUCUUCGCCUUCUCUGAGAUCAGCCACAUACUAUAGACCCUGGCAAGGUAUACUUAACCGGCAAAAUAGUGGUACAUCCAACCUCAAGUUUGAUGAAAAACAAGUGCAAGUUAUAUUGGACGUCCAACAAUUUGGGCCUGGUGAGAUUUCCGUUAAAACAUCAGAAGGAGCAAUAAUUGUAGAAGGAAAACAUGAAGAAAAACAAGACGAGCAUGGUUUUAUAUCCAGACAAUUUAAAAGAAGAUAUUUAUUACCUAAAGAUGUGGAUAUAGAACAAAUAGUUUCAAGCUUGUCUUCAGAUGGAAUACUUACAGUUAGCGUCCCUAAAAAGGUAACAACUUUAAAUCAAURCCUAACUCUUCAGUYUUUAUAUUAUAUAUAAUUACUUACUUGUAUU